AUGGAGCGAGCAUUUGAAAACGAUAACGUUUUCAAAAACGUUGUGCAAGAAAUAUGUAGAGAAUGCAUCGCUAGAAAUUUGGAGGUUGAAGAAUCAUUAGUCCAACAAGUAACAAAGUUAUUCGCUUUGGAUAUCGAUAUGGGAAUUUCAUCCGAGGGCGUGGUAAAGAGAGACACAUUGGAAGUAUUUGUAAAUCAUGUGGUUAGUAAAUUAGCUAUUCCAGAUGACGAAUCUCCGCAAAUGUCCACGUUAAAAAUGCAAUUGAAUUGCAAAGAAUUCUGCAAUACCAUAAGUGAGUCAAUAAAAAUGCAUAAUGAAUCAUUAAGUAAUUACUUAUAUCCUUUAACACGCGAAAUUAUAAAUGAGGCUUUAAACGUAACAAAUAAUAAUAAAGAAUCUCUUGAACAAUUUCGAAGAAAAUUAGCCGUUCAUAUUUUGCUUGAAUCGCAAAUGGGUCAUCCAUCCCGCAUGGAUGUCUUUAAUGAAGGAUUAACAGCCUUGAGCAGCAUAGCAAGCUUGGCUGAUAUUGCUUCUUUCCUAGAAUCAGACGAAACUCAAAAAAUUCGUUAUAUACAUGAAUUGACCCACUUGGUGUCAGGAAUACGGUUAUUGAACAAGGAAUUUGGCAGAAGUUCUGGUUCGGGAAUCCUCGAUGUGCCUUCUGAGCUGGAUUCAGCGUUCGCAAAAUCUAAGACAUUACUCAAUAAUUCAUUAGGUGAACUUCAAGAUAUAUUGGACUCGCAUACAACGGCUAUUCUUUACUCUACUGAAAUAGAUGAUAGAAGACUAUUAGUAAAUUUUAGAGUGCAACCUAAUUUAUCUCUAACAGAUAUCGAAAACACGCGUGAUCGUCUUAUAUUGCAAAGGCAGUAUGAAAUAUUUCUGAAAAGAUUAAAAUUGCGCCUUGAACAAGUAGUACCCGGCAAGCAAUUCGAAGCAUUUGGUAGGACUCCCGACAGGUAUUUGUACAGCGCCUUAGAAGUAAUACGUGGUAAGCCAGAAUUGGUUGGUUUAUUCGAAAUACAAGAGCUUAUAUUGAACAUGAGUGACCAUGCACUGAGAUUAUGUCAAGAACUAGCUCCAAAACCAGAUCACAAAGAACUAAGAGACGUAGAAAUACAAACUGUGACUCAUCUAUACGAAACGAGGAUAGUUAAAAAAUACAAAUGGAAUGUAUGGGAUAUGCGUCGGGAGGCGAUACAGCUGGCCAAUUUAAGCCGAGGAAAAUCGAAAUCUAUGCAAACGUUGAGAACAUAUUCGAAAGUAGGCGUAGCACUGCAAACGACUUUCUUAAAGAAUACUUCCAUGCAGACAACAAGAGAAAACUACACCAAUACACCGACGCCUCUCAAUUAUAAAUCUGGUUUGAGGGCCAAACGAGACCAAUUGAAUCUAAUGGUAGAUUGCACGAGACCAGUACAUGAGGACUACUACACGUGCACCAAGUACAACACGAUUUUAUUUGAUACUCCAUUUCCAGAAGAUAAAGAACCUGAGUGUACAAAUGAUGAUGGUAAUAAAUUUUGCCUCAAAGUAUGUCACGGGAAAAAUAAUCGUUUAACAAAUAGAAGAAAAUCAACCAAUUAA
Messenger RNA from Ctenocephalides felis (cat flea), 1587 nucleotides. RefSeq names its product cilia- and flagella-associated protein 206-like. The transcript is spliced from 2 exons. Gene Ontology annotation, cellular component: axoneme; ciliary basal body. Lineage: Eukaryota; Metazoa; Arthropoda; Insecta; Siphonaptera; Pulicidae. The record is from RefSeq and is a predicted model, not a curated record. The coding region runs from base 1 to 1587 and encodes 528 amino acids. Gene Ontology annotation, biological process: regulation of cilium beat frequency.